GCCUCCCGCGGCCGCGCACAGCGGCAACCCAGGGGUGCGGGGCCGCGCGCGGUCAGGGAGGGGCCUGCGGAGGCGCGAGGCCCCCGGAAGCGCCUUUCCCGGAAGGCAGGGAGGCGGCGCCGGCCUCCGGAGGCGGCCUGGGCGAUGGCGGCGGAGUUUUGUCCAUAACCUGGGCAACCGCGCAGCUGGAGGAUGGCCUCACUCGGGCCUGCCGCAGCUGGGGAGCAGGCGUCGGGGGCUGAGGCGGAGCCGGGCCCUGCGGGGUCGCCGCCGCCGCCCUCACCGUCCUCUCUGGGGCCCCUGCUCCCCCUGCAGCGGGAACCUCUCUACAACUGGCAGGCGACCAAGGCGUCGCUGAAGGAGCGCUUCGCCUUCCUCUUCAACUCGGAGCUGCUGAGCGAUGUGCGCUUCGUACUGGGCAAGGGUCGCGGCGCCGCCGCCGCGGGGGGCCCGCAGCGCAUCCCCGCCCACCGCUUCGUGCUGGCUGCCGGCAGCGCCGUCUUUGACGCCAUGUUCAACGGCGGCAUGGCCACCACGUCGGCCGAGAUCGAGCUGCCGGACGUGGAGCCCGCAGCCUUCCUGGCGCUGCUGAGAUUUCUAUAUUCAGAUGAAGUUCAAAUUGGUCCAGAAACAGUUAUGACCACUCUUUAUACUGCCAAGAAAUACGCAGUCCCAGCCUUGGAAGCACACUGUGUAGAAUUUCUCACCAAACAUCUUAGGGCAGAUAAUGCCUUUAUGUUACUUACUCAGGCUCGAUUAUUUGAUGAACCUCAGCUUGCUAGUCUUUGUCUAGAUACAAUAGACAAAAGCACAAUGGAUGCAAUAAGUGCAGAAGGGUUUACUGAUAUUGAUAUAGAUACACUCUGUGCAGUUCUAGAGAGAGACACACUCAGUAUUCGAGAAAGUCGACUUUUUGGAGCUGUUGUACGCUGGGCAGAAGCAGAAUGUCAGAGACAACAAUUACCUGUGACUUUUGGGAAUAAACAAAAAGUUCUAGGAAAAGCACUUUCCUUAAUCCGGUUCCCACUGAUGACAAUUGAGGAAUUUGCAGCCGGUCCUGCUCAAUCUGGAAUUUUGUCAGAUCGUGAAGUGGUAAACCUCUUUCUUCAUUUUACUGUCAACCCUAAACCCCGAGUUGAAUACAUUGACCGACCAAGAUGCUGUCUCAGGGGAAAGGAAUGCUGCAUCAAUAGAUUCCAGCAAGUAGAAAGCCGCUGGGGUUACAGUGGGACGAGUGAUCGAAUCAGAUUUACAGUUAAUAGAAGGAUCUCUAUAGUUGGAUUUGGCUUGUAUGGAUCUAUUCAUGGCCCUACAGAUUAUCAAGUGAAUAUACAGAUCAUUGAAUAUGAGAAAAAGCAAACCCUGGGACAGAAUGAUACCGGCUUUAGUUGUGAUGGGACAGCUAACACAUUCAGGGUCAUGUUCAAGGAACCCAUAGAGAUCCUGCCCAAUGUGUGCUACACAGCAUGCGCAACACUCAAAGGUCCAGAUUCCCACUAUGGCACAAAAGGAUUGAAGAAAGUAGUGCAUGAGACACCUGCUGCAAGCAAGACUGUUUUUUUCUUUUUUAGUUCCCCUGGCAAUAAUAAUGGCACUUCAAUAGAAGAUGGGCAAAUUCCAGAAAUCAUAUUUUAUACAUAAUUUAGCAUUAUAAUACAUCUUGGCUAAAUAAUACCAUACAAUCUAGUGUCAAAAACAUAAAUGGCCACAAAAAAGUAGUUUGAGUGUUAUGAAUAUUUAAAAUUGUAAGAUAAACAGUUUCUUAGAGCAGAUAGAAAAAUGUUUAUUUAAAUCUUUGCAUGAUUUAAAAACAUAUUUUCCAUUUUCUUACAACUUUAAGAGAAAAGAACUGGGUUUAAUGGUUUAAAAAAAAGCACAGCUUUUUCACCUUCGUCUUGUAUAAUUUCAUAGAUUGGCUGACUUAGGGUCUUUCAAUAGUUGGGAAUUGAAAGAUUCUUGUUAUAUAUAGCUAGUUUGGGUUUGUUUUUGUUUUAACUAUUUUGAAGGUUAGGUGAGAUGGGCAAAUAGGCUUAACUAUUUUGAAGGUUGGAUGAAAAGAGAUGGGUCAGUAUUCCUACAGAAUUCUUAUUAACUCAAAUAACUAAAUUUCAGAAAAUUAAGAAGCUGACUUUAUAUUUGGUGGUUUGAAGUAUCUUGUUGUUAGCAUUAGUAAUAAUGCUAAAAAAGGCCUAAUGAAAUGCCCAAUAAAAUAUUCAGUGCAUUUAUAGAGAAGGAUAUUUUGUAGUAGUAUAGUAAUGUGUUAUGUAGUACAGUUUUAAAGCUAUAAAUGGAAUUUUGUGUAAAUUCACAAAAAUGUGAUGUAAACAGGAUCUAAGACUAGAUUCCCUGUCACUAAACUGCACCACUAUACCUGUCUCUCUGUGUGGGGGACACUGCUGAUGAUUCCCAAGAUUGAGAUGACGAUGAUGACGACUGGGUGAACAGCCAUCACUUCAACAUUGUGAUAAUCCUUCACAGCAAGAAACCGAAUAAAAUACUAACAUUUCUAACAACUGCUCUGACAUUGUAAAGAGAUCCAACAGAAUCACUCCUGCUGAAAAAUACGCUUUCUGCCACCUACACAUUUCUAUUUAGGAAGUAAAAUUUGCUUCAUGGUCAUGACCCCAUUAGUCACUGUUACAGCUGUGUUGGGGAUAGGAAGUAUAUCUGGCAGAUUGACAUUUAUACACUUUUUUAUAAAGCAGAUUUUAAAAUAUAGUAACAUCCAUUUUUUUCCCUUGAAAGUGAUUCUCUUAUAAAAAAUGAAAGUGGAGUUUAAGGUAUAUCAAAUCGUUGUGGAAGGUGAUUAAAAAUCAAAAUUCUUUUAAAUAUCAACUUAAUUUUUUCUAAAUAAUAAGAUAUAAAAAAUUUUCAUCUAAAGUAAUAUUUCACUUUAUAUUGUCAAGAAGGUAGGUAUAUUGGUGGCUGAGGUCUCUUGAAAUUGCUAAAGGGAAAUUUUUCUAUGGUAAUGCUCUUAUGGAUAUAAACCUCAGUUAAAUGGAAUUAUCUAUGGGAUGUGUGGUUCUGGUUAACUAAAAAUUAACCAGUAAACACUCUGUAGUAACCAUUACAGAAAAUACUUCUGCCUUAAAAAAUAUGAUAUGCCAGAGAUGAGUUAGUGUUUCUUGACGUUGGAGACCUUUUAAAUGCCUCAUCUGUUGUACUGAACAGUUGAAACUGCAUGCAGCCAUAAAAGGGACAAGAAACAGAACUGUUUACUAACUUUGGGACAUCCCCUGGAAUUUUUAAAAAUAAAUAAAUAUAUAUAUAUAUAUAUAUAUAAAAAACUCUUCUAUGUCAUUUGCCUUUUUCUUCUAAAAGUGAAUAUAAACAGAAUUUUGAUUUGUUUUUUGUUUGUUUUUUGAGAUGAAGUCUCGCUCUGUUGCCAAGGCUGGAGGGCAGUGGUGCAAUCUCGGCUCACUGCAUCCUCCACCUCCUGGAUUCAAGCUAUUAUGCGGUCUCAGCCUCCAGAGUAGCUGGGAUUACAGGUGCCCACCACCACGCCCAGCUAAUUUUUGUAUUUUUAGUAGAGAUGGGGUUUCACUAUGUUGGCCAGGCUGGUCUCGAACUCCUGACCUCAGCCGCCUCGGCCUCCCAGAGUGCUGGGAUUACAGGCGUGAGCCACCACGCCUGGCUGUAAACACCAUUUUGGAACAAAGAUUCUAGUUAAUUGAGGUUUAACUUAAUGGGAGUAAUGCAAUACAAAAUACAAAUACCUCAUUGCUGAUUUAAACCAGUUCAUAGGAACUGCAGUGAUAACUGCCGCAGCCUUUUGUUUCUUGAUCACUUCUUGUGGCGUCAGGUUUUUCUCCUGUUCUAAUCAGGAGGUGGAGGUUGAAGAAUGUGGGAGAAUCCAAUAAAUAAUCUUAUUUACUGUUAAGAGUGUGACUAUCAUCUUACAGCUGUUUAUUAAUAACUACCCAAGUGACUACUAUGUACUAGGCUCUGCAAUGAGUACUUUACUACAUUCUUACUUGUUUCUCACAGCAUCAGUAUGAGGGAAGUACCCAUUUCACAGGCAAAGAAAUUAAAAGGUCAGCUAGGCUGGGCACGGUGGCUCACACCUGUAAUCCCAGCACUUUGAGAGGCUGAGACAGAAGGAUCACUUGAGGCCAGGAGUUCAAGACCAGCCUGGGCAAUAUAGACCCUGUCUCUGAAAAAUGAGAAAAUUAGCUGGGUUGUGGUGGCACGUGCCUAUAGUUGUAGCUGCUUGGGAGGUUGAGGGGAGGAUUGCUUGAGCCCAGGGGUCCAAGAUUACAGUGAGUUAUGAUUGCACCACUGUACUCCAGCCUGGGCGAUAAAGCAAGAUCUGUCGGGGCAGGAAAAAAAAAGUUUAUUAAGUGGUGGGAGGUGGAAUUUAAACCCAUUUACAGAGUUGAGAAAAUAUUUUGCUGGGUCCAAAAAUAACAUGUCACCAUUCUCAAACUUUGCAUUGAGACCCAGAAAGAUACUUGACUCAUCUAUAUUUACUGUAAAAUAUACUAUUUUAAGAAAGUGUGAUAUUCCAGUAUCUACCCAACAAAUCGAGAUUACUUGCAUUAUCAGAGUGUUGAUAGUAGUAACUGUAGUUUUUUUAAAAAUUAUUUUUAACCUGGGAAUAAACUUGUAAGACAUUAAAGAGA
Gorilla gorilla gorilla (western lowland gorilla) is the source of this 4622-nucleotide messenger RNA. RefSeq names its product BTB domain containing 1 (gene BTBD1). The record is from RefSeq and is a predicted model, not a curated record. NCBI's taxonomy places the organism in Eukaryota, Metazoa, Chordata, Mammalia, Primates, Hominidae. Gene Ontology annotation, biological process: neurogenesis. Gene Ontology annotation, molecular function: protein binding. Gene Ontology annotation, cellular component: cytosol; P-body. The coding region runs from base 193 to 1641 and encodes 482 amino acids. The transcript has 8 exons.